Messenger RNA from Varanus komodoensis (Komodo dragon), 4539 nucleotides. RefSeq names its product nexilin F-actin binding protein (gene NEXN). The transcript is spliced from 14 exons. NCBI's taxonomy places the organism in Eukaryota, Metazoa, Chordata, Lepidosauria, Squamata, Varanidae. Gene Ontology annotation, cellular component: plasma membrane; axon. Gene Ontology annotation, biological process: axon guidance; dendrite self-avoidance; mitochondrial fusion. The record is from RefSeq and is a predicted model, not a curated record. Bases 1350 to 3386 code for a protein of 678 amino acids. Gene Ontology annotation, molecular function: cell-cell adhesion mediator activity.
GUUUCGGGACAGGCGGGCGAGCGCCGCUUCCCCCGAGGGAAAGCUCUCGCUUCCACAACGACAGGCAGCCCCAGCUGACUUGACUCCCUGCCGGUUGCCCCUGUGCUGGUCAGGGCUCGACGAGGGCUCUGGCUGCCUUUGCAUUCACUGUGCCUUUGCGAGCGUUGUGGGUUGCUCUCAGUUGGGAGCCAGCAUGACACAAGGAGGUGGGAUGCUUAUUAACCCGUCCACAGCGGCAGUUUCUUGGGCCCUGACAAGCUGCUCCCAGCCCGCCUCCCCCGGGCAAGUUUCAGGGUCUCCUCGGGAAGGCAGGAGCUCAGCACUCUGUCCGCUCCUCGCCCUCUCUCCUCUCCCCGAGAGCUGUGCUCCAUAUCGAAGGAGCAACAGGCUAAACCAUUUUACUUGGAAGAAAGAAAAUACCAACAAAUGCGCUAAGCUCGUUUGGAGCUGCUGCCUCUAAAUGGAGGAAUCGGCCAACGCCAAACUACUGUGCAAUGGAGGAACACAUCUGGUAUGGCAUCUUGGAACAGGGUAAUAGCAGCAGAUGUCCUUUGUUGCAAGGGAGGGCCCCUCUUAUUCUGAAACUGUUCCACUUGGACAACUCCAAAAUCUGCUGCGCGCGGUAGAAAUAUCCCCCCCCCCGCCGUGCCUCAUACUAUAUUCUGUUUUAAUUGAAUCAACAUUAAAAACUAUCAUCCUAGUACUCGCAAGCCAGGGCAAGAGGCAGCGGAGUUAUCUAAGUUCCGGAGAGAACAGCUUGGAUUAUGCGAAUGUCUUUCUGCUUCCUAGAGGUCAAUAAAAGGAAACCUUUUACUGAAAGGUGUAGGACUGAUCGGUGGCUAAGGAGAUGACAACUAGGAAUAAGGUGCUGAGCUAAUAUUAGAGCCGAGGUAGUGGUGGUGAUAGUGUCACCAGAUAAGUGGGUGGGUGAUCGCUAAACCCUUGCUCUCGUCAUUUGCUUAUCUCGCCUAGCUGCUUUGCCUUUACUAAAUGCAAAAGGGUGUUCUGAGUGGCGCUGACACGUCAUAAGAAUUUAUUUUAAACUGCUUCCCAGUGUUUAACUGCAUAUAUAUUAUUAAUUUGAACUGUACAGUGCAGAAAAGAAUAUUUUAACAAAAUGUGAAGGCAACGGAUAAUUGUUGACCGAAGCAAAAGGCAGCCAUAUAGUUUUGUCAUGUACAAGUGGAAAUGAAGGACACCUGAACUAGAAAACCCGAUGUUUCCUGAAUAGGGGAUGGAGCUUUUAAAUGAAGUCAUGGGGAGAGGAGAGUGUGUGUCAACAGUAUCAGGUCAAAACCUGAAAACAUACAUUUUUGCACACGUCUUUUGCUGGAUUACAGAAAGGAGCCAUGAAUGACAUUGCACAGAAGACUGAGAUUCUGCUUUCUUCGUCUAAACCUGUCCUAAAGUCCUAUGUUCCCAGACUUCGAAAGGGUGAUGUAAAGGAUAAAUUUGAAGCCAUGCAAAAAGCAAGGGAAGAAAGAAAUCAAAGACGAUCUAGAGAUGAAAAGCAAAGAAGAAAAGAACAAUAUGUUAGAGAGAGAGAAUGGAACAGGCGAAAGCAGGAGAUGAAAGACCUGCUUGCUUCAGAUGAUGAAGAACAAAAGGUUUCUCAAGUAGAGAAAGCUUAUGUUCCAAAACUGACAGGAACUGUCAAAGGAAGGUUUGCUGAAAUGGAAAAGCAGAGACAAGAAGAAGAAAGAAAGAAAAUGGAUGAGGAACGCCAGCGAAGAAUUGAGCAAGACAUGAUAGAGAAAAGGAAAAUUCAGAGAGAACUGGCAAAGAAAGCACAGGAGAUUGAUGAACAGUUAAACAAUUCGGGAACUGAAUCAGCAUCGGAGGAAGGUGAUGAGUCAUUACUAGUGACAGUAGUUCCUGUAAAACCUAAUAAAGCACCUGGGAGGAUGAAAAUAAGUUUUGAGGACCUAGAGAGAGAAAGAGAAGAACAAGAAAGGCGAAAGCUUCAAGAAGAAAAACGAUUGAGAUAUGAGCAGGAAAAGCAUGCUCUCAGGGAAGUCAAAUAUUUUUCACCAGAUGUGGAAGAAGAUGAAAGCUUUGGCAGUGAAAGAAAAGAUUCUUCCUCUCCUGGUAAAGUGAAGUUGACAUUUGAAGAACUGGAAAGACAAAGACAAGAAAACCAGAGGAGGCAAGCUGAAGAGGAGGCAAGGCUACGUCUCGAAGAGGAAAAGCGUGCCUUCGAAGAAGCAAGACAAAAAAUGGCCGAUAAUGAUAAUGAUGAUGAUGAUGAAAAUUCUGCCAAGGAGUUCCAUCCUGGAAAACUUAUACUUACCUUUGAGGAAUUAGAAAGACAGAGGCAAGAAGAAGAAAAAAGAAGAACUGAGGAGGAGGCCAGAAGGCGUAUAGAGGAAGAGAAAAAGGCUUUUGCUGAAGCAAGAAAAAGCAUGGCCCCAGAUGAUGAGCUUUCACUGAUGUCAAAAACUGUAUCUCAAGAAUUUCUCACACCUGGAAAACUGGAAAUUAAUUUUGAAGAGCUAUUGAGACAAAAACAGGAAGAAGAAAAGAGACGCACAGAAGAAGAGCGCAGGCAAAAACUAGAAAUGGAAAAGCAAGAAUUUGAACAGCUUAGACAAGAAAUGGGAGAGGAAGAGGAGGAAUGUGAAAACUUUGGGUUAAGCAGAGAAUAUGAAGAGUUAAUAAAAUUAAAAAGAAGUGGUUCGAUUCAGGCAAAGAAUUUGAAGAAAAAGUUUGAAAAAAUUGGGGAGUUAUCUAAAGAAGAAAUACAAAAAAAAAUUGAAGAAGAAAGAGCAAGGAGGAGAGCUGUGGACGAGGAAAUAAAAGAAAGAGAAGCAGAGAAAUUUCAAGAGGAAGAUGAAGUGGAUGUAAAACCAGCCACAAAAUCUGAAGCACCAUUUACACACAAGGUCAACAUGAAGGCUCGAUUUGAACAAAUGGCAAAGGCAAGGGAACAGGAGGAACAGAGGAGGAUUGAAGAACAAAAAUUGCUUCGCAUGCAAUUUGAACAGAAGGAAAUUGAUGCAGCAUUACAAAAGAAAAAAGAAGAGGAGGAGGAGGAGGUUGGGAGCAUUGCUAAUGGUUCUGUUUAUGAAGAUGAAGAAGAGCAAGCACGGUCUGGUGCACCAUGGUUCAAGAAACCUCUUAAAAAUUUAUCUGUUGUUGAUAGUGAACCAGUAAGGUUUACUGUUAAAAUAACUGGAGAACCCAAGCCAGAUGUUACAUGGUGGUUUGAAGGGGAAAUGUUACAGGACUGUGAGGACUAUCAGUAUAUUGAAAGGGGCGAAACAUACUGUCUUUACUUACCAGAAACUUUUCCAGAAGAUGAAGGAGAAUAUAUGUGUAAAGCAGUAAACUGUAGAGGAACAUCAGCUAGCACCUGUAUUCUCACUAUUGAAACUGAUGACUAUUAAAUAUCCUACUUUUUCUGGAACCUUCCUUCUCUAAAUUUACUGCAUCCAUCUCACUCCUAUGGUGGGGCCAACAAGAAGUUGUCUAUCAUUCCUCAAAUAAGUUUCCCAUUUGUCUGAUUCUCACUUGGCUUGACUGAACUUUGACAACUGAAGUUUGAUUCAUUUAACUACAGUGGCUCAGUUUAAACAUGUACCCUGGUGGCUGCUUGUUUAUGUCACUGCAUUGCUCCAUGUAAUGAUAUUCCAUCAGACAAGCGAGGCUGUGUGUGCAAAGCAGCUUGCCGUAUGGCUCCAGCAGUUCUUCACCACAACGAAGUAUGCAUCAGAGUGGUAAAAAUUAACAGAUGUGUAUGAUAGGCUACUUUACAUAUGUAUUUUGCUACUGAGAGUAACCUUUAUUUCACUGUUUUCAGGUAUGAAAUUAGGCCCAAACCAUAUGAAAAGCCAAAGACCCAUUACUUCAUUCUACAUCUCUCUGGUCCUGGCAACUUUAUGAACAAAAGUAUGUUCUUGGUUAAACUAUUCAGUAUCCAAACCUUAAUGCAGCAGUUUAAAUUAUGCUUUGUUUUCCUUUUAAUCUGAAUUAAUAGAAUUAAAUAAAGUUCACAAUAGACUGCGAACAGAACUAUGUAAUUACCAAGUCUACAUGAAGUUGUAAAUCAAGGUUCUUUGAAAUCAAGCAUUUACAUUUUAUAUUAGAUGGCAGAAAUUGUCCAGUAUCUUGCCUGGAAUACUGAACCAAAUUUGUAUCAUUCAGGUUGAAGGUGUCAGCAUGAUAGUGGAUGAUUUUUCAAUUUGUAUCUCAUCUUGUCUAACUUAUCUACUGAAUCAUCUCACUACAUCAUUUUACGAAAAAGAUUAUAUGUAUAUGAUUGAUAAAUAUACUUAGAACAAACCAGUAGAUGUUUGCUAUAAGCAGUAACCAGCUAAGCCCCAGUAAAUAUGCACUGGAAACUCAGAAUGAAAAGAUACGAAAUAUAGAAUAUAGAAUCUUCCACUUUGAUUUGGGCUUAUACUACAUUUAUUGGUUCUAAUAAUUCAAUUUUAUGUUGUGUCCAGGAGAUGACUCGUUUUUCUUUAGUGUAACAGUGUAUCAAAUUCCUAUUCUGUAUUUUGAAUUUGGUACAGUAAUAAAUACGUUCUGUUCCUAAAA